CUCUCUCCCCCCCACCUCAAGCCCCGCCUCCUGACCCCCGACCCCGCCCCAUGCUCCUGUUUCUGCGAGGAGCCGGGGCCGCGCUCGGGAGUUUUGCUGUUUGUCCGCCGCUCGUAACAAAAAUGGCCCUGACCCAACUAUCAAGUGCCAAAUGCUUUGGAGGAUAUCAGAAGGUAUACGAACAUGACAGCUUGGAAUUGAAAUGCAAGAUGCGGUUUGGAAUCUACCUGCCUCCAAAGUCAGAGAGUGCAAAAUGCCCGGUGUUGUACUGGCUUUCAGGAUUAACCUGCACAGAACAGAACUUCAUAACCAAAGCAUCCAGUCAGCAGGCAGCAGCUGAACAUGGGCUUAUUGUCGUGGUGCCAGACACCAGUCCUCGUGGCUGCAAUAUUCCCGGUGAGGAUGAUAGCUGGGACUUUGGUACAGGGGCUGGAUUUUAUGUAAAUGCCUCAGAGGAGCCUUGGAAGACCAACUACAGGAUGUACACGUACGUUACAGAGGAGUUGCCUCGUCUUGUUGACGCUAAUUUCCCUGUCAUCCCUGAGAAAAAAUCUAUCUUUGGCCACUCAAUGGGUGGUCAUGGAGCUCUAGUGUGUGCCUUGAAAAACCCUGGAAAGUACAAGUCUGUGUCAGCACUGGCUCCGAUCUGCAACCCUGUACAGUGCCCUUGGGGCCAGAAAGCAUUUACUGGAUACCUGGGACCUGAUAAAACCAAGUGGGAGAUGUAUGAUGCCACCUGUUUGGUGGGAUCCUACUCGGGACCUCUCCUGGACAUCCUCAUUGAUCAAGGAAGGGACGACCAGUUCUUGGUCGCAGGGCAGUUGCUCCCUGAUAAUUUCAUCAAGGCGUGCACUGAAAAGAAGAUCCCUGUUGUUUUUCGGCUUCAGGAGGGAUACGAUCACAGUUACUACUUCAUCGCUUCAUUUAUUGGAGACCACAUCAAGCACCAUGCAAAGUAUCUCAACGCUUAGGCACCAGAAUGAAUGAACAUCUAAACUCUACCUUCCCUUCAGAGAAAAUAAUUGUUUUGGUUCAAUACUGUUGUCCUUGCCCUUCCCCAUACAGUGGCUGGCAGUACUCUGUGAGCUGAUCUGCCACUUGUAGUUUAUCCUCAGUCAACCCUCGCACUGGCAAUCACUGUCAUUGAUUUACAUUUGAAAUUGAUCAGAGUCAUUAUCAUGUCCACAUCAGUGCAAAGGAACAAAGCUACAAACAAUCCCUCUGGAAUAAAAUGAGGUAUUUGGCUGCACUGCCAUCUAAAUGAGCUGGAGACAGCCAGCUCUGUUCCAGUCUGGUUCCAGUCAGCGUGGUUCAGGCUGUGUGGUAACUGGAAGCAGUUUUAUGACUUUCUACUUGAAUUUGAGUGGGAACUGCCCAGACCAUGUUCCACUUGAUAGCAUUUCACUCCUACUUAAGGAGACCAGUGGAUGAAUAACAUUGUUAAAUAUGGUUAGCAAUGUUCUUGAGGGUGCUUUGUCCCUGGGCCCCCUCCCCCCAAGUAUCCGGGCACUGUGCACCAGUGCUGCUCCUUCGCGGCUUUUCUCAGGUUGCUUAUUCUAGUCACACAUUUUCCAUCUGCACUUUGACUAAAGGACUUAGUCUGGA
Messenger RNA from Pristis pectinata (smalltooth sawfish), 1605 nucleotides. It is a transcript of the gene esd, whose product is annotated as esterase D/formylglutathione hydrolase. Gene Ontology annotation, cellular component: cytosol. Gene Ontology annotation, biological process: formaldehyde catabolic process. NCBI's taxonomy places the organism in Eukaryota, Metazoa, Chordata, Chondrichthyes, Rhinopristiformes, Pristidae. The record is from RefSeq and is a predicted model, not a curated record. The transcript has 9 exons. Gene Ontology annotation, molecular function: S-formylglutathione hydrolase activity. Bases 51 to 971 code for a protein of 306 amino acids.